GAGAUGAGAAAGAUGGAAAGGUCCAAAUUGAAGAAGAAGACGGCAGUGAAAAAAGCGGUUUGGUUAUCCGGAAGAACGCGCAAUAAGCAUACCCAUCCACAUCCACCUUUUCUUCUGCUCCAUCGCAGGGAACACAAAACCCAAUCUCUAUUCUUUUUUAUACAUUAAAUUACUACAGAGGCCGAUGCAACCCACUUCCGCGGGCGGCGGCCUAUCCCGCUUCCGCUCAACUCCGGCGAGCUGGUUAGAAGCUGUUCUUCUUAAGGAGGGGGAAGAGGAAAGCGAAUGCGAAGCCGAAGCCCAAGACCCCUUAAGCUUUACUCAACUCCUCUCCACUAACACUGCUCCCUCUACCCUCUUUGCCUCCCAACACCAACGCUUCGUCGAUUACCCUCUUUCCGCUCCAGCUAAUCCAAUCGCACACCAGGAAAUUGAAGGUAGUGGUAAGGCACCUGACACUGACGUGAAAAUGGACAAGAUUUUAGAGGAUUCGGUACCUUGUAGAGUUCGGGCAAAGCGUGGAUGUGCUACGCAUCCAAGGAGUAUUGCUGAAAGGGUUCGGAGGACUCGUAUAAGUGACCGCAUAAGAAAGCUCCAAGAACUUGUGCCAAACAUGGAUAAGCAAACAAAUACUGCCGAUAUGUUAGACGAGGCGGUAGCUUAUGUCAAGUUUCUACAACAGCAAAUUGAGGAACUAUCAGAGGACCAGCGGAGGUGUAAGUGCAUGGUUCAAGAGUAAAUUGCUGAUUGUUCCUUACAAGGUGGUUGGCGGUUUACGAUUUAUUUGAAGAUUAAUCAGAUUUUUGGUGUUCUGAUGAAGAUGAAGCAUAAGCUGUGGUUGCUAAUUAUAAUUUUUAAACAUCCCAACAUACCUUAAGAGAUGCAUAUACAUGUUGAUGGUGGCAUUAUCAAGUUCGUGACGAAUCAACUUCAUAGAGAUUUACCGUCACGGUGUGGUAUUGUGGUGUAAUUGUAGCGUUGUAUACACAAAUCUGCACCCAUAGUAACUACUUGGACUUUUCUUUUAUUGAGAUAUACAUAUCCAUAUGUGGAAAUUUUUUUAAUCAACGGAUUGCGUCGAUCUGCCGCUACGUAGCUGAUAGAUUUUUGCAUUAAGGUAUGUUUGGGAGAAUUUUCAGAGGGGACGACAUAAUUUCUUCCAAAUAAUUUCUUAAUCUUAUUUGUAUAUUUAACGGGGUUUAAAAGCCCAAGAUGUUCCUAGGGCUCUAAUCCCUUUAGCAACUAGCCUCAAAUAAAGAAACAAAAGAAAAGAGAGAGAUCUAAACAAUCAACAAGUAGAGAGAUUAGCUUUUACACCCUUAGUAUUUUUAUUUGUUAUUUUAUUGUAUAUUAUUACCUUUUAUUUCCACGGCUACUUUAUUUACAUUAUGUUAUUUUAGAGUAUAAAGAUGUUCCUGCCAAGAAACGAAUAUUGAAAAACAAAAAAGAGUUUGUAAGUUUAGGAAGUGGAAGAACAAACGAGGAAGAGGAAUGAUUAAAUUGUUUG
Abrus precatorius (Indian licorice) is the source of this 1507-nucleotide messenger RNA. Its product is annotated as transcription factor bHLH80. The record is from RefSeq and is a predicted model, not a curated record. The transcript is spliced from 5 exons. Gene Ontology annotation, biological process: regulation of transcription by RNA polymerase II. Gene Ontology annotation, cellular component: nucleus. Gene Ontology annotation, molecular function: DNA-binding transcription factor activity, RNA polymerase II-specific; protein dimerization activity; RNA polymerase II cis-regulatory region sequence-specific DNA binding. Bases 185 to 739 code for a protein of 184 amino acids. Lineage: Eukaryota; Viridiplantae; Streptophyta; Magnoliopsida; Fabales; Fabaceae.